AUGGCCGAGCCCUCAGCAACAAAGCUCGACCCGGCCGCCGAGACUUCCGCCUCCGCGCAGCCCACGCUUGCAAAGGACGAGACGGAGAAGGUGACUACCGCCGUGACGGAGGACCAGAAGAGUGACGAUAAGACUGAGAAGUCGACAACUGAGGAUAAGCCUGCAGAACCCACCGGCAUCUUGGGAGCGGCGACGAACGCGGCUUCGACCGCUACUGCGGUGGUCAAGGAUAAUGUGUUCAGCAUGUUUGGCGGCGGAGCGAAGAGGGAGAAGAAGGAGGAGAAAGAUGACGAGUCGGCCGAGCCGUCGGGGUCGAGCAAGGCUAACAAGGAGGCCGAGGAAGACGAGCCUGACUCCCAUGAACCUGACGUCCAUUUCGAGCCCGUUGUCCGGCUGACGGAGAAGGUCGAGACGAAGACGAACGAGGAGCUGGAGGAGCAGACCUUCAAGAUGCGGGCGAAGCUGUUCAAGUUUGACAGGGAGUCAAGGGAGUGGAAGGAGAGGGGCACGGGAGAUGUGAGGUUGUUGAAGCACAAGGAGAACGGGAAGACGAGGUUGGUCAUGCGGAGGGACAAGACGCUGAAGGUGUGCGCCAACCACUACGUCGUUCCGGAUAUGAAGCUCUCACCGAACGUCGGCAGCGACCGCAGCUGGGUGUGGAACGCCGCCGCAGAUGUCAGCGAGGGUGAGCCGGAGGCGCAGACUUUGGCUAUCCGCUUUGCCAACAGCGAGAACGCCAACUUGUUCAAGGAGGCCUUCAUCAAGGCCCAGCAGGAAAACGAGGCGCUCUUCAAGGCUUCCGAAUAA
This is a messenger RNA of Coniosporium apollinis CBS 100218, 807 nucleotides long. RefSeq lists its product as uncharacterized. The transcript is spliced from 4 exons. Bases 1 to 807 code for a protein of 268 amino acids. Gene Ontology annotation, cellular component: nuclear pore; cytoplasm. The record is from RefSeq and is a predicted model, not a curated record. Lineage: Eukaryota; Fungi; Ascomycota; Dothideomycetes. Gene Ontology annotation, molecular function: GTPase activator activity. Gene Ontology annotation, biological process: nucleocytoplasmic transport.